UUCCUAAUGGUAGGGACCGAUUCCGUAACUAGCAGACGACCAAGUCUAGCAGACGGCGCGUAGCUAGCGUCGUUCGCGGGCGUUUGUGAGUCCGUUUCAAAAUCGAAGAUCGUCGAACGCCGGAGUGAUACGAUUCCACGUGAACGGGGAAGAUCCCUGUGUGCAAAACAGUUUUUUCUUGCCAGGGAACGAGUGUAAAAAAAUCGAUCGGAAAUGGAUCCCGAGGCGUUCCUGGACAUGGCCAAUCAGGUCAUUAAAUUGAAAAUGUUCCCGUAUUUUGAUAUCGCGCACUGCGUACUAUGCGCGUUACACGUCAGAGAGGAUUUAGGACCCGGUGCUCACGCGUUUUCUCGAAAACAUCCUCUGUCAUGCUGGCUUUCAACAAUGCUGGUAGUGUUUGCAAGUGGUAUGCUAUGCAAUGGUCUUUUAGGAGAGCCAAUUCUUGCACCUUUAAAAGAUACAUCACAAAUGAUAGUAGCGACUAUUGUUUGGUACGUGGUAUUUUAUACACCAUUUGAUAUUGGAUAUAAAAUUGCUAAGUUUUUACCAGUGAAGAUAGUAUGUGCUACCAUGAAGGAAAUAUAUAGGUGUAAAAAGGUAUAUGAUGGAGUAACUCAUGCAGGGAAACUUUAUCCAAAUGCAUAUCUUAUUAUGGUGUUGAUUGGGACGCUCAAAGGAAAUGGAGCAGGUUUUACAAAACUUUUUGAACGCCUUAUACGAGGAGUAUGGACUCCAACUGCUAUGGAAUUUAUGCAACCUAGCUUCCCUACGAAAGCAUCAAUGGUAGCAUCCAUUAUUUUCGUCUUAGACAAAAAGACUGAUCUUAUUUCAGCACCUCACGCGUUGGUUUACUUUGGUAUUGUUAUCUUCUUCGUAUAUUUCAAGCUAUCGUCCAUUUUACUUGGAAUUCAUGAUCCAUUUGUACCGUUUGAAAAUCUAUUCUGUGCGUUGUUCUUUGGAGGAAUUUGGGAUUCGUUAGCCAAAUUUCUGGGACGAGGCCAAGCUAAAGACGAGAAAGCAGAUGCCAAGAAAAAGGACUAAAUUAUAGGUACACGUAAGAUUCUUCUAAUACGAACGUUAAUACUAGCAUUGAUAUGCUAAGAAUCGAUCUUCCGUCGGUGAAUGCGGGGUCCAAACGAACCCCGCAUUCGCCGGCCCACAAUACUAGUUAGCGGAGCAUCCGCAGUUCGAUGGUUAAUGAAUGGAAUCAAUUCAAACUAAUCAGGCGAUACUCACGUAUUAAGAUGUGACUAUGGACAAAGUGGCAUGUGUUUGAGAAUAUUGACUUCCAUCGUUAAGAGUAACACACACACAAUAUUAUCUCUAUCGAGAUAAUCGUUAGAAACAAUAAAAUCCUUGCUCGAUGAUCGAAGACGUAUCUAUUGUUGAUUUUUCAAUAAUGUACAUAUAUAUAAUUUCAUAUAACGUUUUAACGAUUGAAUUAAAAAAAAAAAAAAAAAAAAAAUAAUUUUUGUAGAGUGAAGUGCAAUUCUUGAGUACGUGUACGUUGAAAUAUAUUAUUAGUAACGUUCGAUUUGUAAUAUCGAUUACGUAAUUAUGUAAUUUGCGUAAACGAAUUAAUUACCAAUUACGAUAUCUAUCACGAGGAGAUGUACUCAGGUUAUCGAAUUUAUGCAUUAAGAUAAUUUUAAUGCGUAUCCAAACAAUAAGACUUCUGAUAAUGAAACUUCGGAUAACAAAUGAAAUCUACAUAUGACGUAAAUAUAUCAACGAGGAAAAGUAAAGCUCUUUUAUACUAUUUUAUUAUAAUUAGAUACCGACAAUUGGUAUAAUUGGUGCCGAAAUGAAAAAAAGUCUCGUGAAAGAAAUGGUCUGGUCGGUUGUUUCGGAUAGAUUCAAUGGAAUCUUAAAUAUAAGGAUAUUAUAAAUAUUCACAUUAUAACAAAUAACAUCAUAUGGCACAGCGUGACAGUGAGUAAAAGGAACUAGUCUCUUUAUUCUUUUGCUGUUCCGCGAGACUUUUUUCCAAUUCCGCACACCAUAGACACGUGUAUCAAGCGUUUGCCUUGGACUCAACGACAUGUGACUAUAAUUUACUAUAAAAAUUGAAUAAUUAAGUAAAUUAAUAUUCCAAACCGACAGAACGUUAUACAUUUUCAUGUAAUAAAAUGAAGUUUGUUCUUCUA
Molecule: messenger RNA, 2147 nt
Organism: Frieseomelitta varia
Lineage: Eukaryota; Metazoa; Arthropoda; Insecta; Hymenoptera; Apidae
Product: trimeric intracellular cation channel type 1B.1
Exons: 8
Coding region: 214-1041 (275 amino acids)
Biological process (GO): potassium ion transmembrane transport
Cellular component (GO): membrane
Molecular function (GO): potassium channel activity; identical protein binding
Source: RefSeq, a predicted model, not a curated record